UUCUUUAACUCAUCAAUUCAGCAAUAUAUACUUUGUAUUUAUCUGUUUAAUAUUAUAUAUAUUGUUGGUUGAAAUUAAUUAUAAAAAAUAAAAAAAGAAAAGAUAAAUGGGUCUGAAAGGGAAGCUGGUUGCAGAAAAAGAGAUCAGAUGCCAUGGCGAUAUCUUCCAUGAACUGUUCAGAAACAAGCCACAUGAAAUUUCCGAUAUUGCCCCUGAUCACAUUCAUAGCUGCGAUGUACACGAGGGAGAAUUUGGGACCGUUGGAUCUGUUCUGUUCUGGGAGUACACUCACGAUGGGAAGAAAGAGAGCAUGAAAGUGGUGAUCCAAGAAAUCGACGAGGAGAAGAAGCUGGUGAAGUUCAAGGUAGACGAGGGAGACAUUCUGGGGAAGUACAAGGAGUUCACUUCCUGCAUUCAUGUCGACACCAACGGGGAUGAUCAUGUCGUCACUUGGACCGUACAGUACGAGAAGGUAAGUGAAGACGUUGCCGACCCCAUUUCCUAUUUGGAACUCGCAAUUAAUAUCACCAAUGACAUCGAAGCCCACCACACCACCUGAUAUGACGAUGUCAUGAUCGAUGGAUCGAAUUUGAAUUUAAAUUUGAAUUUGGAUUUGAAUUUGGAUGCGUGUAAGAAUAAGUCGUAAGUGAAACCUUCUAUUCUUAUAUAUCGAUCGCCCUUCUAAAUCAAACGGCGAGAUAUCGUGUGUAUGUAAGUGUGUCGGAUAAUAUAUAUAUAUAUAUAUAAAAUAUCCGUAUUGGUUCCAAGUUAUGUUGUGAGUUUGUGUAAUAAAAGUGUGAUUUUAGUUCAUAUGGCUG
Andrographis paniculata is the source of this 818-nucleotide messenger RNA. RefSeq names its product kirola-like. Gene Ontology annotation, biological process: defense response. The record is from RefSeq and is a predicted model, not a curated record. Bases 107 to 559 code for a protein of 150 amino acids. Lineage: Eukaryota; Viridiplantae; Streptophyta; Magnoliopsida; Lamiales; Acanthaceae. The transcript has 2 exons.